UCCACUUAACCACGAAGAAAAUUAAUUUUUUUCUUAAAAAAAGGGUGUUGGAGCAGUUGUAGUACCAACAAUGCCACGAAUGCAUACUAAUCGAAAUAACAAUAAUGGAAGUGGAGUUAAAAGGCCUUACAAUUUUGAUGAUUAUGGAGAAGAUGGAGGAGGAGGAAAUGGUGGUGGAGGACCUUCAACCUCGAGAAGGAUGAGUGAACAAAUUGAAUAA
This is a messenger RNA of Meloidogyne enterolobii, 220 nucleotides long. NCBI's taxonomy places the organism in Eukaryota, Metazoa, Nematoda, Chromadorea, Rhabditida, Meloidogynidae. The record is from the annotation of a GenBank genome assembly.